AAACAAUUGUCUAUUGUUUUAUGUAUUUUUUAGGAGUAUUAUAAUCAUUAAUAAGUUUGAUUAUAUAGCGUUGUUCUUUUUGUAGCUUCUGAAUAUAUGGUAUGGAAUCAUGUUGAUAUUUCAAAACCACAUAUUGCUUAUGCAAUUUUUGGUUGCUUUACUUCUCUAUUUAUGCUUGUUUCUCUUUUUAUUAAACAGAGAUUAUAUAUUGGAAAAGCGAUGGUAGCAACUAUUGUAGGUAUUAUUUUUGGGCCUUAUUAUAUUAAUAUAUUUGAUCCUGAUUAUAAUAUACUUGAAUUUUCUCGCAUUGUUUUGAUUGUUCAGGUUUUUGCUGUUGGUGUAGAAUUUUCUAAAGGAUAUGUAUUAAAACAUUGGAAAAGUUUGGUUAUGCUUUUAUGUCCUGUUAUGAUUUUUGGAUGGGUUGUUAUGAGUGUUAUAGUAUAUCUAUUAGUAUCAAAUCUUGUUUUUAUUGAAGCUUUAAUAUUAGGUGCUUGUGUUACUGCAACAAAUCCUGUUCUUGUUUCUUCUAUAGUAGGAAAAAGUGAAUUUUCUAAGAAAAUUCCUGAGUAUAUUCGCAAUAUUUUAUCUUGUGAAUCUGGAUGUAAUGAUGGAUUUGUUCUCCCUUUUUUAUUUAUUGGAUUGCAACUAUUAGUAGAUUCAUUUAGAUUAAAAACUAUAGGCAAAUUUCUUCAUAUAAAAAUACUUUAUGAAGUUGUUUUCGGUUGUAUUUUAGGAUCAUUCAUUGGUUUUUCUGCUGGUGCUGUAUUUUCUUGGGAUGAUUGGUUUUCAAAAAAAACUGAAGAAUCACAUGUUUCUAAUGUUAUCUAUUUAUUGCUUAAUUUUGCAUUUUCUGUAUAUUGGAGAGCUAUAAUACUAUGUAAACAAUAUAAUAUGCCAGAACUGGGAGUAACUCCUUGGAGAUUACUAAUUGUCGCAAUUUGUCCUUUAAUUCCUGAUAUUCAUACUUGGAGAGAAGCUUUUUUUUGUGGUCAUUUUGGUCCAAUGGGUGUAGGAGCUAUAUUUGUUUCUGUAUUGGCUCCUAUAAAGUUAGAAACUAAAAUUGAUGAACCUUCGGAAAGUGUUCUAGCUAAUCCAAUUAUUUCUUAUUAUAAGUUAAUACUAAUGAUUUGGCCUAUUACGUCAUUUUUAAUAUUAUCAUCGAUAAUUGUACAUGGUUCUUCUGUUGCAAUUUCUGUUUAUGGAAAACACUUAAAUUUAUUUUCAUUUACUCCAACCCCAUCAUGA
Pneumocystis murina B123 is the source of this 1245-nucleotide messenger RNA. RefSeq lists its product as hypothetical. Gene Ontology annotation, molecular function: sodium:proton antiporter activity. Gene Ontology annotation, cellular component: plasma membrane. NCBI's taxonomy places the organism in Eukaryota, Fungi, Ascomycota, Pneumocystomycetes, Pneumocystales, Pneumocystaceae. The transcript has 9 exons. The record is from RefSeq and is a predicted model, not a curated record. Gene Ontology annotation, biological process: intracellular potassium ion homeostasis; proton export across plasma membrane; sodium ion export across plasma membrane. The coding region runs from base 97 to 1245 and encodes 382 amino acids.